AUGGAGAGAGUUAUUGAGAUCGGAGGCGUUCGCGUUCGAAUUGCACCGACAGCCGAGGACGAGGAAGGACUCCAAUCCUUCAACGAACUCAUUGAAAAACUGAAAAACAACGCAGCCGUACCUCAAAUUAAUCAACGAGUUUCUGAAGCACCUCGACACGUUCAAAUCUUACUUUCAGUUGACUUUGAUGCGGUGGCUGGCUGGCUGGGCACAGGGCAGCAUCCUCGCAACUGCCUUGCAGACUAUUCCUCAGGCUUUUUUGCAGGACAUGUCGGUGUCGGUCGCCUUUUGAGUGUUUUCAAGCGUCUUGGGGUGGCUGAUAAGAUAACUUGGUUCAUUCCCGGGCAUUCUAUGGAGACUUUCCCAGCCGAAACCAAGUCCAUUGUCCAGUCUGGGGCAGAGAUCGCGUUACAUGGAUAUUCUCAUGAAGACGCCACGAAGCUCGACGCGCAGCAGGAGGAGGACGUCUUCGACAAGUGCAUUACUCUGGCACAGUCUCUGACUGGUAAACGCCCGGUGGGAUACAGAGCUCCUGUGUAUCGACUUAGUCAGCAGACGGUCAAUCUGCUUGAGAAGAAAGGCUUCCUAUACGAUUCUUCUCUAAGUUGGCAUGAUUCUCAGUUGCAUCAGCUCAGCAAGGGACCUUCUCCUGUACCAGUUGACUAUUCACAGCCUGCACAUACUUGGAUGCACCCAUGUGCCCCAUCUCAGCCAUCUACUGUGGUUGGGGUGCCUACUGGCUGGUAUAUGGAGGAUAUGACACCUCUACAAUACCUCCCGAACAUUGAGAAUUCGCACGGUUAUGUGCCAGCUCAGUCUAUUGUUAAGAUGUGGCAAGAUCGUUUCAACUGGCUUUGGAAGCAUGGCCCUGAUGGUAAUGGGCUAGGGGAUUUUGUAUUCCCGCUCGUAUUGCACCCUGACACUUCAGGAAUGGCACAUAUCAUUGGGUCUAUCGAAAAUAUGGUGCAGUGGCUGAAGAGUUGGGGUUCUGAAGUGGAAUUUGUAACCUAUGAAGCGGCUGCGAGGUCCUUUUUGAAGCGACAGAUGGAGAAAAGUGAUGCUUAG
Molecule: messenger RNA, 1065 nt
Organism: Colletotrichum truncatum
Lineage: Eukaryota; Fungi; Ascomycota; Sordariomycetes; Glomerellales; Glomerellaceae
Biological process (GO): carbohydrate metabolic process
Molecular function (GO): hydrolase activity, acting on carbon-nitrogen (but not peptide) bonds
Source: RefSeq, a predicted model, not a curated record